AUGUUCAACACUGGCAAUAUAUAUGUCAUUGCUGCCGUCGCCGUCAUUGGCGGUGGCCUCUUCGGCUUCGACAUCUCGUCGAUGUCAGCCAUCCUAGGGACUGACCAGUAUAAAUGCUACUUUAACCAAUACGGCCCGGGCCAGUGCGGCGGCCCCCGACCUGCUGUGCAGGGCGGUAUCACUGCAUCCAUGGCUGGCGGCUCAUGGCUGGGAGCGUUGAUAUCCGGCUUCGUCUCUGAUCGCCUUGGUCGAAAGAAGGCCAUUAUGGUCGGCGCAAUCGUCUGGAUCAUUGGCUCUGUCAUCACUUGUGCAUCUCAGAAUAUUGCCAUGUUGAUCGUUGGCCGAGUCAUCAACGGUCUGAGUGUCGGUAUCUGCUCAGCCCAGGUUCCAGUCUAUAUCUCAGAAGUUGCACCCCCAACUAAACGUGGCCGUCUGGUCGGAUGCCAGCAGUGGGCAAUUACUUGGGCAUAUCAUACGGAUGCAGCUUUAUCAAAGGUCCUGCUGCUUUCCGCGUUCCAUGGGGACUGCAGGCCCAUCCCCGCUGUUCUCUUAUUCUUUGGCAUGAUUCCGCUCCCAGAGUCUCCACGAUGGCUAGCCCGUAAGGACCUGUGGGAGGAGUGCCACCGAGUUCUCACUCUGGUCCACGGCCACGGUGACCCAGACUCGCCUUUCGUCCAGCGUGAACUGCAGGAGAUCAAGGAUAUCUGCGAGUUUGAACGAGCUAACGCUGAUGUCUCCUAUCUUGAGCUCUUCAAGCCUAACAUGAUCAACCGUACCCAUAUCGGUGUCUUUACCCAGAUCUGGAGUCAAUUGACCGGUAUGAACGUCAUGAUGUACUACAUCACAUAUGUCUUUGGAAUGGCUGGCUUGACCGGAAACACCCUUCUUGUUUCCAGCAGCAUCCAGUAUGUGAUCAACGUCGCCAUGACAGUCCCAGCUCUUCUCUGGAUCGACCGCUGGGGCCGACGUCUCCCUCUUCUUGUUGGAGCUUUCUUUAUGAUGACCUUUCUCUUCGUGAACGCCGGCCUGCUGGCUGCCCGUGGGCGCCCUGCUCCACCAGGUGGUCUCAACGGUGUCGAGGCUGAGUCCUGGGAGAUCACCGGUGCCCCCAGCAAGGCGGUCAUUGCAUGCUCCUAUCUCUUCGUUGCCUCCUUUGCACCCACCUGGGGACCCGUUUCCUGGAUCUAUCCUCCUGAGCUCUUCCCUCUGCGUGUCCGUGGAAAAGCUGUUGCCCUCGCGACCUCGUCAAACUGGGCCUUCAACUUUGCACUCGGCUACUUCGUUCCUCCAGCCUUUGUCAACAUCCAGUGGAAGACGUACUUGCUCUUUGGAAUAUUCUGCGCUGCUAUGUUUAUCCACGUCUUCAUAAUGUUCCCUGACACUGCAGGCAAGACACUGGAGGAGGUAGAAUUCAUGUUCACAGAUCCCAGUGGUGUUAAAUACAUCGGUAUCCCAGCCUGGAAAACGAGGAGCAGCUUCCAGCAUGCCGCCCGGCUGGAGAGGACUGGUGGAGAAGAGAAGCUGAAUUCCCACCAUGUGUAAUCUGGCUGGCUAUCGCCACAUCACUAUGGACAUAGGAGCAAUCGAGUGAGACAGUAAUAAGGUGGAACUGGGAGCGGAAGCCGGAGUUUUCGUAGAAAAAUUGUAUAUACCCGUAAUAACUGAACUGGUGGAAUUGGGUAACAAACUGUCUAUAAUCCUAUUAUUGUUGCUAUUAUCACUCAAAAUCUUCCGCGGUUACACUGUAUAUCAACCUAAUAUAAAAAAAAAAAAAUUAUACGUCCGAUAUCAAAUAUCAAAUCCUCGGUUGCUCCAUAACCCUUGCCAUGUUGACGUUACAUAAUCAACGCCUUAAGGCGAGAGCCGAAAAUCCGGCAGCUGUGAAGUUGAUAGAGGUUCAUUUGAGAGCAUCGAAGUGAUUUUAAAGAGUAAAAAGUAUACUCGGAUCAUUCGCAUAGUGCUGUUCAAUCGCCAUUUCAUGUAAAAGGUCCCAUUGUUGGGAAUCGCUGACCUCUAAGCUGCAGUAUGGAGUAUACCCCUCUACCCCUUUAAUUAAAAAGUCGCCAUCCAGGCCAUGAUGUAGCUGAAUAUGCCGAGCAAGCCUCUGGCGGCCCCAAUAUGGUUUCUCUGCAGGUACUGCGGCCCAUGUAUACAGGUAUACAGCAGAGCUAGCCAAGGGGGAAACCCUGCUGUGCCGGUGCCGAACUGGAUUGAUAGUUAUCGAGCUGCUGAGCGGCGAAAAGGAGAAGAAAGCCCUACACCCAGGGGUAAGCAAAAUGAAUAACCCACUGGUUUGAUUAUGGAUAGUUAAUUAUGUCAUAACAGCCUCUCUCUUCCUUUAUCGCCCCUGGCAAUCCUUUCUUAUGCCUCAUGCUGGAUGCAGUGACUGGAUAAGAAAGUUAUACAAGCACACGCGACAAGGCAAGGGGAAGAAGAAAGUUCCCCAGCCGAGGAAAA
Molecule: messenger RNA, 2457 nt
Organism: Trichophyton rubrum CBS 118892
Lineage: Eukaryota; Fungi; Ascomycota; Eurotiomycetes; Onygenales; Arthrodermataceae
Exons: 4
Coding region: 1-1542 (513 amino acids)
Biological process (GO): transmembrane transport; carbohydrate transport
Cellular component (GO): membrane
Molecular function (GO): carbohydrate:proton symporter activity
Source: RefSeq, a predicted model, not a curated record